Oncorhynchus gorbuscha (pink salmon) is the source of this 9839-nucleotide messenger RNA. RefSeq names its product collagen alpha-1(XI) chain-like. The record is from RefSeq and is a predicted model, not a curated record. The coding region runs from base 245 to 5728 and encodes 1827 amino acids. The transcript has 64 exons. Gene Ontology annotation, molecular function: extracellular matrix structural constituent. NCBI's taxonomy places the organism in Eukaryota, Metazoa, Chordata, Actinopteri, Salmoniformes, Salmonidae.
CUAAAAGCCCAAACACCUUCAGUCUAAGGGCUGGGGCUGAGGGAGAGAGGAGCAGGAGGGCCCAGUUUGGCUCUAAAGAAAAAACAGUACCGUUUUGCACUUAUGGCUUUGUUGUAGUAACUGAAAUUACCAACAACAACUCUGUCCUUUUUCUGUAUUUGUGGAAGGAAAAGGACCUACAUUUUGUACUGAAAAGUCGCCCGUUUUUUUUCUUUAGGAGCUUUGAGUAGCUGAGUGAGUGACAAUGGAGAUGAAAAGAUGGUCCACAAGGUGGAAAACGAAAAGGUGGCUGUGGGACCCCACUCUAACCACCAUCAUCACUAUCGCUUUCCUUCUGCAAGCCGUCAAUGUUAAAGCAGCUGACCCAGUGGAUGUACUCAAGGCUCUGGACUUCCACAGCUCUCCGGAUGGCGUCCGUAAAGUCACGGGCUUCUGCGCUCACCGGAGAGGAUCUAAACCUGACAUAGCCUUCCGCGUAGGAAAACAGGCGCAGAUCAGCGCUCCCAGCAUGCAACUCUUUCCAGGAGGAGUGUUCCCAGAGGACUUCUCAGUGAUGUUCACCAUCAAGCCCAAGGCAGGCAGCCAGUCUUUCCUGCUGUCUGUGUAUAACGAGCAGGGGGUCCAGCAGCUGGGUGUGGAGGUGGGACGCUCCCCGGUCUUCCUGUAUGAAGACCAACAUGGAAAACCUUCCCCAGAGGAUUAUCCACUGUUCAGAUCCAUCAACCUCGCUGACGGCCAAUGGCAUCGCGUGGCCAUCAGUGUGGAGAAGAAGAGUGUGACCAUCAUUGUGGAUUGUAAGAAGAAGCUGAGCAGGCCACUGAAGAGGAGCGACGGGGCGGCCAUCAACACUGACGGCAUCACCGUGUUCGGAACCAGGAUUCUGGACGAAGAGGUCUUUGAGGGUGACAUCCAACAGCUGCUGAUUGUGGCCGACCCGCGGGCAGCGUACGACUACUGUGAACACUACAGCCCCGACUGUGAAACACCUCACCAGGAGCAGCCACAGGCACAGGAACCAGAGGAUGAGUACAAUUCCUACGACCUCGAGUACAGUGAGGUCUAUGACUACAGUGAAGGAGGAGUGGCCACUGAAACUGCCCCAACCGAAGGAGCACCUGCACCUGAGGCAGUUGCUGUGGAUGGAGAAUACACCGCCUACGACUACGGCACGGUGGACAGCGCUCAACCGGCUGAGAACCCUACAGACUCAACCGCUCCAAUCCUGAACUAUGACGAGGAAAUAGUUGAUGAUUACAUCACAGGCGUGGAGAAGGUUGGCGCCGACCCUACCACUGCCGCAGAAACCGGCUCAGACACCAAAGGUCCCGACCCCGGCGAGAACUCGUACGAUUUUAAGGAGUAUGAUCUGAAGGAAUACGGUGACACUAAGGAGAUUGAUAUGAAACAGACGUACGAGUAUGGGGAUUAUGGAGACUAUGGCACUGGCGAGGCCAAACCCACCGCCUCUGUCUCGGCCUAUGAGGAUGAGUUUGGGCCCGGCAUACCCGCUGAGACCGAGACAGAGUCUAGUAUGGGAGGAGGAGGAUAUGGUGGUGAGAAGGGAGAGAAAGGAGAACCUGCCAUCGUUGAACCUGGGAUGCUGAUUGAAGGACCCCAAGGAGCCCCCGGCCAAGCUGGCCUCCCCGGCUCCCCAGGCUCACAGGGUUCCCCUGGCCCACACGGAGAUCACGGUGACAGGGGUCCUCCAGGGCGGGCUGGUAUUCCUGGUUCGGAUGGUGUUCCUGGUCCUCCAGGUACCAUCCUGAUGCUGCCAUUCCGUGCUGGUGGAGAGGCACAUAAGGGACCGGUGGUCUCAGCUCAGGAGGCCCAAGCCCAGGCCAUCCUUUCCCAAGCCAGGCUCACCAUGAGGGGAACCCCUGGGCCAAUGGGAAUGUCAGGAAGAUCUGGGCCUGCGGGUGGACCAGGAGCUAACGGACUGAAGGGAGAUGGAGGAGACAACGGACCUCAGGGUCCCAGAGGUCUGCAGGGUCCAACUGGCCCACCUGGCAAGGCAGGAAAGAGGGGCCGUAAUGGAGCUGAUGGUUCCAGGGGUAUGCCAGGAGAGUCGGGGGGUAAGGGGGACAGAGGAUUCGAUGGGUUACCAGGUCUCCCCGGAGAGAAGGGACACAGGGGUGAGCUUGGUUCCAUCGGCUCUCCAGGUGCUCCAGGAGAGGAUGGGCAGAGAGGCGAGGACGGUGAGAUCGGACAACGUGGUCUGGCAGGAGAGAGCGGACCUAGAGGUCUGCUUGGCCCUAGGGGAUCACCAGGGACUGGUGGACAACGUGGUCUCGCUGGACUGGAUGGCCAAGCUGGUCCCAAAGGAAACCAGGGCCCACAAGGAGAGUCGGGGCCUGCCGGACAGCAGGGGAUCCCUGGAUCACAAGGUCUUGUUGGUCCUCAAGGCCCGAUCGGACCGCCUGGUGACAAAGGACCGUCAGGUCGUCAGGGAUUGGCUGGUCUGGCUGGUGCCGACGGUCCUCCCGGUCACCCAGGGAAGGAGGGUCCUCCGGGAAUGAAAGGAGGCGUCGGUCAUCCUGGACCUCAUGGUUCUCUUGGCUACCCUGGCCCUCGCGGUGUCAAGGGUGCUGAGGGCGUCAGAGGUCUUAAAGGCGGUGGAGGAGAAAAGGGAGAGGAUGGUUUUCCAGGUUUCAAGGGUGACAUGGGCAUCAAGGGAGACAAGGGAGAGCUCGGUGUCCUAGGAACCAGAGGUGAAGACGGACCUGAAGGCCCCAAAGGUCGUUCUGGCCCCAACGGAGAGGUUGGCCCCAUCGGGUCGGCUGGAGAGAAGGGUAAACUUGGUGUCCCCGGGUUACCCGGUUACCCAGGAAGACAAGGACCUAAGGGCUCCAGUGGCUUCCCUGGAUUCCUUGGCUCCAACGGAGAGAAAGGAGGAAGGGGUAUCGCUGGUAAAUCUGGACCCAGAGGACAACGUGGCCCAACGGGUCCCCGUGGUGGAAGAGGUGCCAGAGGACCAACUGGAAAACCAGGUGCUAAGGGAACAUCAGGCAACGACGGACCUCCCGGUGGAUCAGGAGAGAGAGGACCUCAAGGACCCCAGGGGCCAGUCGGCUUCCCAGGUCCUAAGGGCCCAAACGGGCCCCCUGGUAAAGACGGAAUGCCUGGUCACCCUGGGCAGAGAGGAGAGACAGGUUUCCAGGGAAAGACUGGCCCACCUGGGCCUGGAGGAGUUGUAGGACCUCAGGGACCAACGGGAGAGACCGGCGGCAUCGGAGAGAGAGGACACCCUGGUUCCCCUGGACCCCCCGGAGAGCAAGGUUUACCUGGAUCUGCUGGGAAAGAAGGAGGAAAGGGUGACCCAGGUCCAAUGGGUACGUCUGGGAAGGUUGGCCCAGCCGGGCUCCGGGGCUUCGCUGGACAGAGAGGUCUUCCUGGGGCUAAUGGUCCAGCUGGUUUGAAGGGAGGCGAAGGACCACAGGGUGCCCAAGGCCCCGUCGGUUCUCCUGGAGAACGAGGUGCUGCCGGUCCUGGAGGUCCCAUCGGUCUAUCAGGACGCACUGGACCCCAGGGAGGCCCGGGUCCAGCCGGAGAGAAGGGGGGCCCGGGAGAGAAAGGUCCCAUGGGACCAGCUGGUCGUGACGGUAUUCAAGGUCCAGUUGGUCUUCCUGGCCCCGCAGGCCCCCAGGGGCCCCCUGGAGAGGACGGAGACAAGGGAGAGGUUGGUGAGUCUGGCCAGAAAGGAAGCAAAGCAGACAAGGGAGAACAGGGACCUCCUGGUCCAGGAGGUCUUCAAGGUGUCAUCGGAGCUCCUGGUCCUGCUGGUACUGAUGGUGAGUCAGGACCCAGGGGUCAGCAGGGUAUGUUUGGCCAGAAGGGAGACGAAGGAUCCAGAGGAUUCCCUGGGCUACCUGGGCCCAUCGGACUGCAGGGCCUGCCUGGCACAUCAGGAGAGAAGGGAGAGAACGGGGACGUCGGCCCAAUGGGUCCGCCUGGUCCUCCAGGUCCCAGAGGUCCCCAGGGUUCUAGCGGAGCUGACGGUGCCCAAGGCCCUCCUGGUGGAGUGGGUUCUAUGGGAGGUAAUGGAGAAAAGGGAGAGAGCGGUGAAGCUGGCAACCCAGGACCAUCUGGAGAGCCCGGUGGUGGAGGCCCCAGAGGAGAGACAGGGGAGAAGGGAGAGUCAGGACCACCUGGAGCUGCUGGACCUGCAGGGGCCCGCGGACCCGGAGGAGACGACGGCCCCAAAGGCAACCCUGGUCCCGUAGGCUUCCCUGGAGACCCUGGUCCCCCUGGAGAGCCUGGAGUUGGUGGAUUGGAUGGCUUGGCUGGAGACAAGGGAGAUGACGGCGAGGCCGGUCAGCCUGGUCCAUCCGGUCCUUCUGGAGAAGCCGGGCCUCCAGGACCCCCCGGCAAGAGGGGACCCAUUGGACCGGCCGGUACUGAGGGAAGACAAGGAGAGAAGGGAUCUAAGGGUGAGGCUGGAGCCGAGGGGCCUGAUGGUCAGACUGGACCUGUCGGACCCCAGGGGCCCUCUGGUAAACCCGGACCCGAUGGCCUGCGUGGAAUCCCAGGCCCUGUUGGUGAACAAGGCCUUCCGGGUGCCUCUGGAAUGGACGGACCCCCUGGACCUCUGGGACCCCCUGGUCUCGCUGGUCUGAAAGGAACUCCUGGGGGCAAAGGAGAAAAGGGUCACCCAGGUCUGAUUGGUCUGAUUGGGCCGCCUGGUGAGUUCGGAGAGAAGGGAGACAGAGGCCUGCCUGGACCCCAGGGAACUGGUGGAGGCAAAGGAGACACUGGUGUUGGUGGUCCUUCCGGUCCCCUUGGUCCUCCUGGACCUCCUGGUAUUCCUGGACCUGUGGGCUCUAAGGGGUCCAAGGGAUCGUCAGGUGGAGCUGGCCAGAAAGGAGACACUGGUGUGAUUGGACCACCCGGAGCUCCUGGUCCUCCUGGGGACAUCAUCCAGCCACUGCCCAUCCAGCAGGCAAGCAGGAAGAACAGACGCCAGGCGGAGGACGACGGCGUGCAGGGCGACGAGGCGGGAGGCAUGGCGGACUACGGCAUGGAGUCCACAGCGGACGUGGAGGACGUGUUCGGGUCCCUGAAUAACUUGAAGCAGGACAUCGAGAGGAUGAAGUUCCCCAUGGGAACACAGGACAACCCUGCCAGGACCUGUAACGACCUGCACCUCAGCCAGCCUGACUUCCCUAAUGGUGAAUACUGGAUCGAUCCUAACCAGGGCUGUACUGGAGACUCCUUCAAGGUCUACUGUAAUUUCACCGCUGGAGGAGAGACCUGUAUCUACCCCGACAAGAAGUCUGCUGGCGUCAGAAUAUCUAACUGGCCAAAAGAGGCUCCAGGAUCAUGGUUCAGUGAAUUCAAACGUGGAAAAAUAUUGAACUAUGUGGACACGGAGGAGAACACCAUCCAGACAGUCCAGAUGACCUUCCUGAAGCUGCUCAGCUCAUCAGCCCGUCAGAAUUUCACCUACAUCUGCCACCAGUCGGUAGCCUGGUACGAUGCCAAGGCAGACGGCUACGACAAGGCUCUACGCUUCCUGGGCUCCAACGACGAGGAGAUGUCCUAUGAUAACAACCCCUUCAUCAAGGCCCUGUCGGACGGAUGCUCGCUGAAGUCGGGCUACUCCAAGACGGUGAUGGAGAUCAACACUCCUCGUGUCGACCAAGUGCCCAUCAUCGACGUCAUGUUUAAUGACUUUGGCGACCCCAGCCAGCGGUUCGGGUUCGAGGUGGGCCCCGUCUGCUUCAUGGGCUAGGACCUGACCAUCCCCUGAACCCCCCUCUGCCCUACCCCCUACAGAACAACAGGCCUCCCCUCUGCCCUACCCCCUAUAGAACAACACCCCCCUCCUCUGCCCUACCCCCUAUAGCACAACAUGUCCCCCUCCUCUUCCCUACCCCCUAUAGCACAACAUGCCCCCUCUGCCCUGUCAUAGAAGCAUUGUCCCAGGGGAAUACUCCUCGCCCUUGUAGGGCCAAUCACAUAAUGACUUUAACUUGUAACGAGAGGAAGUGACAUCAGGAACAAAGGACGUUUGAUGCCGUGGGCGGACAGUGGCACACUUUCAGCAAACAGAGAGGAGGACCCACUCGCCCCAACCCUCAAAACCUCCUUUUCUCCCCCUCGUCUCCCCUCUCCUCACCCUUUACCUUGAUUAGAGGGAGGAUCCACUCACCCCACCCAAGCCCCCUUUCCACCCCUCAUCUCACCCCUCGUCCUUUCCCCUUUUCCCUCCAACCACUCUUCCUACCCUGUCUCGUCCCUUGUCCCUCCCCCAGCCCAGCCCCCCUGUCUGGUAGCUCCAGUCUCCUCGUCCCUUCCCCAGCCCAGUCUUCCUGUCUUGUAGCUCCAGUCUCCUCGUCCCUUCCCCAGCCCAGUCUCCCUGUCUGGUAGCUCCAGUCUCCUCGUCCCUUCCCCAGCCCAGUCUCCCUGUCUGGUAGCUCCAGUCUCCUCGUCCCUUCCCCAGCCCAGUCUCCCUGUCUGGUAGCUCCAGUCUCCUCGUCCCUUCCCCAGUCUCCCUGUCUGGUAGCUCCAGUCUCCUCGUCCCUACCCCAGCCCAGUCUCCCUGUCUGGUAGCUCCAGUCUCCUCGUUCCUUCCCCAGCCCAGCCCCCCUGUCUGGUAGCUCCAGUCUCCUCGUCCCUUCCCCAGCCCAGCCUCCGUCUGGUAGCUCCAGUCUCCUCGUCCCUUCCCCAGCCCAGCCUCCCUGUCUGGUAGCUCCAGUCUCCUCGUCCGUUCCCCAGCCCAGUCUCCCUGUCUGGUAGCUCCAGUCUCCUCGUCCCUUCCCCAGCCCAGCCUCCCUGUCUGGUAGCUCCAGUCUCCUCGUCCCUUCCCCAGCCCAGUCUCCCUGUCUUGUAGCUCCAGUCUCCUCGUCCCUUCCCCAGCCCAGUCUCCCUGUCUGGUAGCUCCAGUCUCCUCGUCCCUUCCCCAGCCCAGUCUCCCUGUCUGGUAGCUCCAGUCUCCUCGUCCCUUCCCCAGCCCAGCAUCCGUCUGGUAGCUCCAGUCUCCUCGUCCCUUCCCCAGCCCAGCCUCCCUGUCUGGUAGCUCCAGUCUCCUCGUCCCUUCCCCAGCCCAGUCUCCCUGUCUGGUAGCUCCAGUCUCCUCGUCCCUUCCCCAGCCCAGCCUCCCUGUCUGGUAGCUCCAGUCUCCUCGUCCCUUCCCCAGCCCAGUCUCCCUGUCUUGUAGCUCCAGUCUCCUCGUCCCUUCCCCAGCCCAGUCUCCCUGUCUGGUAGCUCCAGUCUCCUCGUCCCUUCCCCAGCCCAGUCUCCCUGUCUGGUAGCUCCAGUCUCCUCGUCCCUUCCCCAGCCCAGCCUCCCUGUCUGGUAGCUCCAGUCUCCUCGUCCAUUCCCCAGCCCAGUCUCCCUGUCUGGUAGCUCCAGUCUCCUCGUCCCUUCCCCAGCCCAGCCUCCCUGUCUGGUAGCUCCAGUCUCCUCGUCCCUUCCCCAGCCCAGUCUCCCUGUCUUGUAGCUCCAGUCUCCUCGUCCCUUCCCCAGCCCAGUCUCCCUGUCUGGUAGCUCCAGUCUCCUCGUCCCUUCCCCAGCCCAGUCUCCCUGUCUGGUAGCUCCAGUCUCCUCGUCCCUUCCCCAGUCUCCCUGUCUGGUAGCUCCAGUCUCCUCGUCCCUACCCCAGCCCAGUCUCCCUGUCUGGUAGCUCCAGUCUCCUCAUUCCUUCCCCAGCCCAGCCCCCCUGUCUGGUAGCUCCAGUCUCCUCGUCCCUUCCCCAGCCCAGCCUCCGUCUGGUAGCUCCAGUCUUCUCGUCCCUUCCCCAGCCCAGCCUCCCUGUCUGGUAGCUCCAGUCUCCUCGUCCGUUCCCCAGCCCAGUCUCCCUGUCUGGUAGCUCCAGUCUCCUCGUCCCUUCCCCAGCCCAGCCUCCCUGUCUGGUAGCUCCAGUCUCCUCGUCCCUUCCCCAGCCCAGUCUCCCUGUCUUGUAGCUCCAGUCUCCUUGUCCCUUUCCCAGCCCAGCCUCCCUGUCUGGUAGCUCCAGUCUCCUCGUCCCUUCCCCAGCCCAGUCUCCCUGUCUGGUAGCUCCAGUCUCCUCGUCCCUUCCCCAGCUCAGUCUCCCUGUCUGGUAGCUCCAGUCUCCUCGUCCCUUCCCCAGCCCAGUCUCCCUGUUUGGUAGCUCCAGUCUCCUUGUCCCUUCCCCAGCCCAGCCUCCCUGGCUCCAGUGUUGCUCCAGAUACAACCACAGAGGUGCUUUUGUGCGGAACACAGAACACCAAAGGUGCUACAAAAAAAAGUGAAUUUUGCAAAAAACUGUAAUUAUUAUUAUUUUUAUUUUGUACAAUACUGUUCUCUUUCUGAAUCCACUCUUCAAAAAAAGAAACUUGCAUGUGUACCAAAGCUCUUAAUAUUAAUGUUUUAAUAAAUGUUGGUUUUAAACUAUAUAGAAAAUAAAUUUGCAAUAAAUAUAUUUGUUUGUGUUAAAUAUCUGUUGAGAAACGAAUGGGUAAGUAAUACUAGGUUGUUGUGUUUGGGAUACAGUGUAAUAUCAGCAAUACAAUUAAUUAUGAAGAAUCUCCUUUGUAAAUAUUGACCAUUAUAAAGCACUUACAACAUUAUUCUCCCCUUCCAAGACUAUAGUCUACAGUAAAAGGUUAUGUACAUAGUAGGCCUAUAUACAGUAAAGGUUAUGUCUUAUAACUGACUUGUGUUAUUGUUUUCAACUAUUACUUCCAGGUUUUGAUUAUUUGUGCCCACUAAAUCAGGAAUGUAAGAUUGCAGAGUAAUUUAAAAAUGAGUAAUGUGAAAAUGUCCACAAAGCCAGUUUUACAUAUUGCACUCGACAAGCUUCCUAUGCCAGAUAGAUUUUUAUCCCACAGAAUGGUAUACCUCAAUCGCUCUAUGUACAUUAAUGUUGAGAUGCUAUAGGAUCGAUAAGAAACCCUGUAUAUACCUUGAUUUGUACAAUUGAGUUAAUAUAUUUGGGCUAGUGGAAUUCUAACUUCUCGUCUAUUUCCUAACAGUUUGUGAAUGAUGACAAAUAAAUUAGACCGUUUCUGUUGCAGUAAUGAGGAAGUGUUUUCCUGUAACAGUAAUGAGGAAGUGUUUUCCUGUAACAGUAAUGAGGAAGUGUUUUCCUGUAACAGUAAUGAGGAAGUGUUUUCCUGUAACAGUAAUGAGGAAGUGUUUUCCUGUAACAGUAAUGAGGAAGUGUUUUCCUGUAACAGUAAUGAGGAAGUGUUUUCCUGUAACAGUAAUGAGGAAGUGUUUUCAUGUGCUUUUGAUGGUUGAUUCAUAUUAAAACUGGAUUCUGAACAAAAGCGUUGACUUGACCCUCUGUAUUGUUCUAGAGAGUUCUCUCUCUCUCGAGGGAUGAUUCCACGUUGCUUUAUUUUGACAGAUGAUUUUUCCCUUCCGCAAAAGAUCAAAUAAUCCUAAAUCCUAAUCUUUGUCAGAUUAGGCUGAACUAUGGUGUGAUGGGUCUUUAUAGAGGGGUUAGCUGACAAAGUCAGGGGGGGGGGGGACAAUGCGUAAACUUCAAUGGGACAGAAGUGCCCGUGUUGUUGUGAUUCUGGAUGACAAGAAGCCAUUGUGGGGAAUCGUAGGUGGUUUGUUUCAGAUACAUCUGCCUUACUUCCUGUUUGGGGAUUUAGGGGGUUUUCUGUACAGCACUUUGUGGCAUCGACGGAUGUAAAAUAAAAGGGCUUUAUAAAUACAUUUCAUUUGAUUGAGCUACUUUCAUCUUGUUCUUGAUACCAAGCCUUUUUUUUGGUAUUUUGACUGAUGUCACAUCUAUGAUAAUAUGGCUCAAAUUUGCUAACUAAACCAACAACUGUAACAAUGUAUUCGAGAGACGACAAGUGUUCAUUGUGAAAAUGUAUUUAUGUUUUCAAUAAACAAUGGAGACUAAAUAUGUAAUUUACAUGUUA